AAUUACAUCCACCUCUUUCUUGAAAAAAUAAAAAAUAAAUAAUAAAAAUGCUCGCCAUUCGCUCUAGAAAGGCUUUAGUGAGCUUAUUCUUCACGGUUCUUCCCUUGGUUUCAUUGGUCCUCGAUCCUAUAAAUGCUCAGGGCACGACAACCGAGGCUAUCGACAAGACAGUAUUGCUGAACUUGCGUGCUGCUAUCCAGAAGCUCAACACAGAAGCUGGUGUCCCUGGUAUGUCCGUUGGUGUUCUUCAUAAAGGCCAAGUCAUCUUUGCUGAAGGGUUCGGAACACGUAACGGAAAAGAUCCCUUCGAGGCCGAGACAUUGUCUCCCAUUGGGUCGCUUACGAAAUCAUUCACUGCUGCUGCCAUCGGUGAGGUAGUUGCGGAAGGAAAGAUGGAUUGGGAUACCACACCUGUGUCAAAGUACCUUCCUGAAUUUGAAUUAAGUGAUCCUACUCUCACCUCAGAGCUCACUUUGGUUGAUUUGCUAUCUCAUCGAACUGGUCUACCCAGACAUGAUUGGGCCUGGUUCAUGGCCAAUACCACCACUCUUGAGUUGAUCAAGAAUGUCAAACAUGUCCAUAUCAACCGUAAAUUAAAGUCAAAGAUGGUUUACAACAACUUCAUGUAUGGCGUCGCUGGUGAGGCUUCUUCCAGGGUAGCAGGAACCACUUGGGAGAAACUGGUGGAUAACAAGAUCGUCCAGCGAAUGGGCCUCAAGAACACUGGGUAUAACCAGAUGCAAAUGAAGAGGCGUUCCGACAACCAUGCAGUUCCCAUGAUCGCAGCCUCAUUUGAAGAUGCAGUGCAACGUCGAUUUGUACCAGCUGAACUGGACCAAGUGGGUAUACCGCUAGCGGCAGCAGGUGACAUGUUCUCCAAUGUGUUCGAUAUGAUGAAGUGGGGUCAGACGAUUAUGAACAAUGGGGAGCUGGAUGGGAAGCAGAUCUUGAAUAAGGAAAGUGUUCAAGAGCUGCUGACAGCUCGUACGGUUGCUAAAGGAACCAGAAGCCCCCCUGCCUCUGGCCAAGGGCCGGCCUUGAUGUAUGGCAUGGGUUGGCUUAUUGGCAGUUACAAGGGCAAAAACUUCGUCAGCCAUGGUGGUGACUACAUGGACUUUUCCUCACAACUUUUCAUAUUCCCGGAUGAUGACUUGGUGGUCGCAUUAUUGCAGAAUUCUUUUUACUCGCCCCUUUUAGAAAAAGUUGCAUACCACAUUGCGGAUGAAAUUCUUGGCCUCCCCAAGACAAUGGACUGGUUGGCUGAAUAUGCCAAUACUAGGAAGCAAGUGUUUGAAUUCGUGGCGAGUCGAAAUCGAGGUGAGGGUCUUCCGCCUCAAGUGAAGAACAAAGGGCCCUCUCAUGAUAUAACUGAUUAUGUAGGUCAGUACAACCAUCCUCUUUAUGGCGAUUUCAAUGUCCGUUUGAACGACCAUUCAGAUGGGCAGCAAGAGUCAACCUCCUCCCUCCAUUUGCAAUAUCAUCUGGCUGAGAGUAAACUGGAACAUUACCAUUACGACACUUUCAAGGCAUCCUUCCAAGACAGUGGAGCGACAGUAUUCGUUCUAUUGAACUAUGAACAUGAUGAAACUGGAAAAAUCACAGGAAUCCAAACCAAUUUUUCGGACGGAAACAUCCUGUUCAAAAAAGUAGAGCAGCCAGUCCACCAAAAAAAGGAGCUUGAAGCGCUUUCCGAAUUACACCUUAAUCAACAGUUCUAAAAAAAUAAAAAUAAAACAAGAUUAUCCAGCCUGGCUGUUGAACAUACAAAAUAAAAUAGCGACUUUCAAUGCUUCAUAGGCAAUUAUGGCCAUUAUGGUAUGAACGACC
This is a messenger RNA of Lobosporangium transversale, 1827 nucleotides long. Its product is annotated as beta-lactamase/transpeptidase-like protein. NCBI's taxonomy places the organism in Eukaryota, Fungi, Mortierellomycota, Mortierellomycetes, Mortierellales, Mortierellaceae. The record is from RefSeq and is a predicted model, not a curated record. Bases 48 to 1718 code for a protein of 556 amino acids. The transcript is spliced from 4 exons.